AUGUCUUCCUCUCUAGUGCAAUCACUUCUUAAGUUGUCGGGUUGCCGGCGCGUUCUUUUUUUUUUUUUUUUUUUUCGGGUUCUUGCGUAAUGUUAAAUGUUGCGCGUAAGUACCGAUAACACGGGAAAAUGCUGCCCAGCGCCGUGAACUAUCUAUGCAGAAGGGUACCUCGACAGUUAUGAUGGUGUAGUGCUCUUACAGCUGUUGUGCCAUCGACGAAAGCAGCGAAAUGCCCACGAACCCGUCGUCCGAACUUGAGUAUGGAGAUGAAGUUCUGCCUUCGCUGAGAGAUCACGAAAAUAAACUGAGACGCACACGCAAUCUUGUUGGCUUUUGGUUGUUGGGACUCUGUAACAAUUAUGCUUAUGUUGUUAUGCUCAGCGCAGCGUUCGACAUACUCAACAAAGAAGUCGGCCCUCAUAAUGUCACAGUAGAUCCGCAUUCACCCAACAAUACAAGAUGCAAUCCAACAUCCACAGGAGCAAUCCUACUUGCGGAUAUCCUGCCAGCUCUAUUUAUCAAGCUCACUGCUCCUUUUCUCAGCAUUAAUACAAGCAUUCAAGUUGCAGCAGUUGUCCUGCUUUCCUGCUCAAGUUUUUUAAUGACUUCUUUUACCAUAGCCAAGUGGAUGUCCUUCCUUGGUGUUGUCUGUGCGGCCCUUGGAAGUGGCCUGGGUGAAAUAACUUUCCUCGCCUACUCUUCUCACUUUGAUACGGAUGUGAUAUCAACGUGGUCGUCGGGCACAGGUGGUGCGGGUGUACUUGGUGCCUUUUCCUACGCGGCAAUGGCAUCGGUGCUCACACCCGAGACAACCCUCCUUGUCAUGCUGUUUGUGCCAGUGCUGCUUGCAAUAAGCUUCUGGGGAAUUCUGGCCCACCCGAAGAUUCGUGCACGGCAGCCUGUCGAUGUGGCUGUGCCCGAUGAAGAGCCGCUCCUCCUGAGUUGCAGUGGCUCCUUUGAAGAUGGGAACACUACGCUCACAUUUAUUCAAAAGCUCAAGCUUAUCAAGCCACUGCUCAGAUUCAUGAUUCCGCUUGGAUUCGUCUACUUUGCAGAGUACUUUAUAAACCAAGGGCUGCUCGAGCUAAUAGUGUUUAGGAACACAAAGCUUACGCACAAGGAGCAAUACAGAUGGCUACAAGUUAUGUACCAAGUUGGUGUGCUCAUUUCACGAUCUUCCGUAAAUAUUAUACAAAUACGAAAGCUGUGGCUGCUCCCAAUAUUGCAGUUCGCCAAUAUGGCCUUCAUCUUUUUGGAGGCCUAUCUCCUCUUCCUGCCGAGCUUCUGGAUAGUAGUUGUCGUCGUCCUAUACGAAGGUCUUCUCGGUGGUGCUGCGUAUGUCAACACUUUCUACCGCAUAUCGAAGGACGUGGCGCCUCAACAUCGAGAAUUUUCUCUGCGCAUUGCAUCACUGGCAGACAGCACGGGCAUAGCCUUGGCAGGUGCGGUUGCACUCCCAGUCCACGAUGCAAUGUGCCGCUUGAGCUACUGACACGAGGACCACCAGCAACACUGUGAUCAUUGUUACGUUAAUAACUGCACAGCUAAGUUCAGAGACAUGCUAAAAGCUAAAAUAAUGAACACAGUCAUAGAAACAUGAAUGAUAGCAAUGAAAAUUACAGUUGCUUGCGUCAUUCACGUUUCCAUGUUUUCGUGUUCAUCAUUUAGCAGUAAUCAUGUCCUUUAAUGGUUACCAAUUAGGGUGAAAACAAGCUGUUCUGACUACUACAGUAAAACCUCAUUGGCAUUGGCAGAGGUAUAAAAUGGGCUAAUCAGUGUGCAUUCGUGUCAUUAUUGCACUACGUGGUGACACACACAAAAGGCAGGUUCUAUAUCACAACUGGACGAAGCAGUGCAAACUGCCAUCUAGUCAUACGUAAACGCAAAUGUUCUCUUUUCGACUUAAAACACACCAGUUGGUGACUUGUGCUCAAUUUUGUCCAGUUGAAUUUUCUUUGCUUGUCAUCUUGUGUAUUAACCACAUAAUGCAACAAUAACAUGCCUGCAAUGUUGUAAAAGAAUGUCUAGAAAGAAACAUAAUUUAGAAAAAUGUGUCCUGGAUCCUAGUCAACGAGUCCAAAUUGUAUAAUCUAGUAUAAUUGGGUAGUUUCACUGCUGUCCUUUGCAGCUGCGAAAAUUGCAAAAUUUUGCACUACACAAAGAUGUAGCAAUGAGGUUCUGCUGUACUGUGUAGCGACUUUCAACAAUGUGGUGUGAUGCUGCUAUACAUUUAGCAUAGGAAUGAAAUAGUACUCGGCAAACGGCUCUUGAGCAGGGAAGUUGUAAAGCGGUUGCUCACUGCAGAGUACACCCAAGUCAUUUUACUUGGGCACCUGCUCAGCUUGGCUGACGCACCAUGUUUAAUGUGCCAAUGAUUGAAACUGCUUGCAGAUUGUUGUGCAUUUAUUAUGGUGAUUGAUUAGUGAUGAUAUGCUUUUCAGGAAUCACCAAGUUUUGUAGAAGGCAUAUUUCACAACAAGUUAUGUGCUAUUCUAGCUCUAGCUUAAAUGUGUGUGUCUUAGCCAUGUACACACAACUGCUUUAGCCCAACUCAUUGCACUAGUUGAAUGUAUUUGAAUAUUUUGAGCAGAGAUUUUAUUUUCGCUGCUGUGUGGAAUCACAAUGUGACAACUGUUCAGAAGUGCUGUUCAGAUGGCACUUGUCGCCCAAAUAUUGUUAAAAUAUUUUUCCAGUUUUUACAGCUAUGUAUCCACACAAAGUGUAGGUUACUUCUUAAACAUUGUUUUGUAUACAUAUUGCCAAUGAACUUGUAAUACUGCUUUGUCAGUGCCUUGCAGUGCAGCGAGAGCAAUGACUUAACAAUAGUUCACUUUUUAAAGCAAGCACUUUUUUUUUUUUUGCACUGCACAGUCUAGUUAAAAUGUGUGCUGAGAAAUGAAGGAGCUGAUAUCGUGUGCGGUCCCAACUGCAGCUAGUAAUUACAAAUCUGGGACAGUACAGUCAACGUCAAAAACCUGUGAGAAAAGAACAAUUGCAGUACAGUUUUAACGUGCAACCAGUCGAACAGUACUUCAGUCGUGUAUAUGCUAGUACAGGUACAAAUCUGAAUUCUUGGCUCAUAUGCCCAGGCUCAAGAAAUAUUCAGCUUUUUCUUUUUUCAGGUUACCUUUUGAUACCAUGUGUUCAUGUUCCCAGAUAUUGAAGUGAACACUUUUUUUUUUUUCACUGAAAGUGUACGUUAUCUUUAUUGAGUAUUUUAUGACCGCUCUUGUUCCUAUUGUAAUACAGCAUCAUCAUUGCAGGACAGUGAGAUACUACAGCAACACUUUAGUAGUCACAUUCUAUAUAGUUAGAAAACUUUACGAAUUGUGCAUGCGUGUUUGUCAUAGCAUGACUUUGAGAUGGGCAUUUUUGUAAUGCUCUUACAGUACAGUCCACUCUUAAAGGGAACACCGAAUCAGUAUUUCAGUAUUGUUCAUGGCUCAGUUUUGACAUGAAGGCCUCAGCAAUAAUAUUUUUUUUUUACCCACAUAGGUAUAAUAUAUCACAUCAAAGUAAUCAGGUGCUCCCUAUAAGAUUUUACAGUACUGUACGUAUGCUUAUAGUUUUCCUUCUUUGUUUUGUGUGGUGCUGAGUAUUGCUGGGCUUAUUGCUGACUUGAGGAACAAUCAUUGGGGGUGCCCACAUAAUACAUACAUAAUGUGUGCACUCUUGGUAAUUAUUGAGCACUAACGUCUGUUGAAGAGAAAGAAUGUGUGGGUAGAGGUAUAUACAAGUGAAAUAAUUCAUUGUUCAGGACAUUAUGUGCCGAUGUUAACAUUUUCAGGUAUGUCUUCAUUGUACCAUUUCUUUGGCCCAGUGCUUAGUCAUAUGGAGGACCAUCACUGCGUUGUGUGUUACUCUUAAUACAGCCCAAUGUAUACGUGUUUUAAUAUUGGCUUAACUGCGACCUGAAAUGUGUCAGGGGUAUAACUGACUCAUUAAAUGCACAUUGGAACUACAGACUCACUCAAGCCGCGAUUUGCCUUAAUGUAUUGCACCAUUGUUUUCUUGGACCAAGAUUUCAACAUCUCUGCAGGUGGUAUUCGGUUUUUAAUAAAUAUGGCAGUGUCAUGUAAUCAAAUCUCAUUCCAUCAUGACAAUGGUAUAUUAUAUCAAAUGAUGAAAUACAGAAAAAGCAAUGUCAAUAUGGUUGCUCACGUUUCAUUUCAUUGGAUGUUUCACUGCUGCAUCUUGUCGUGUAGCGAUUGAAACAGUGCAGUCUAACUAGUCUGUGGGCUGUUUUUAAAUUUAAUCCUUCAGUUAUUAUGUAAAAGUACACACUUUGCAUGAUAACGUUAUUCACGAACAGAAUUGUCAGCCAGUCAUGGUGCCUCCAAGGUGCACGUGUGCAGUGAACUCAGAAGCCAUGGCUAAUGACUUGGCUUGGUGCAGUAGUAUAUUUGUGCAGCUACAGCGACUUCCAUGGCUUGCCAUUGCUCAUUGUGCAGUCAAAUUCUCUGCAAAUAUGUGUUCAGCACCUAAAACUGAUGUUGAGCAUAGCUAAAUUAACAGAUUGCCGAUUUUUUCAAACCAGAUUGUGUUUAUACCAAGACAUUCGGAUACAACGAACGCACUUUUGCUUCAGAUACUAUUUCGUUAUACUAAGUUGAAUUGUACCAAAAUUCACUGCUCCUUUAAUGACACUGGCUUAAGCCUGAAUGAAUGAAAUAGUGCCAAAGGGCCAGUAUUGAUGAAAAUGAGCAAUCUGGCUGGUGAUAUAUUUGUCAUUUACCUCCAUUGUACUGUCUUGCUGCCCUUGCAGUUCUUUAUGUGCAAACUUGGCCCUCCUGUCUUUGUCAACUUUGUUGACAGUCACAUGAGUGCACUGUACACUGUCAACACCAGUGCACUCAUGUGAAUUCAACCUUAAGGAAGCAGUAAUGUUCGUUUUGAUAAUCAGGAGUU
Molecule: messenger RNA, 4908 nt
Organism: Dermacentor silvarum
Lineage: Eukaryota; Metazoa; Arthropoda; Arachnida; Ixodida; Ixodidae
Gene: Cln3
Product: battenin-like
Exons: 15
Coding region: 230-1492 (420 amino acids)
Biological process (GO): lysosome organization; regulation of intracellular pH
Cellular component (GO): membrane; lysosome
Source: RefSeq, a predicted model, not a curated record